Mytilus trossulus (common blue mussel) is the source of this 2110-nucleotide messenger RNA. RefSeq lists its product as uncharacterized. The coding region runs from base 860 to 1888 and encodes 342 amino acids. Lineage: Eukaryota; Metazoa; Mollusca; Bivalvia; Mytilida; Mytilidae. The transcript is spliced from 2 exons. The record is from RefSeq and is a predicted model, not a curated record.
AAGCUCUUGUUUACGUCCAAUAGCAAAUGUCCAAUCUUUAGACAAGGACGGCGACAAGUUAAAAGAAUGUCUCAAAAGAUCUUGAAUAGUAGACGGACGGAUUACUUUUUUGCCAUAAAAAAACCCCAACAAGUUAUAAAAUUGAGAAAGGAAAUGGUGAAUAUGUCAAAGCGACAACCACCCGACCAUAGAGCAGACAACAGCCGAAGGCAACCUAUGGGUCUUCAAUGUAGCGAGAAUUCCGGCACCCGUAGGUGUCCUUUAGCUGGCCCCUAAAAAUAUGCAUAAUAGUACAGUGAUAAUGGACGUAAAGUUAGAGCAUUUUGCCGGUUAGGUCAUACAAUUAACUUGUCAAAAUAUAAUUUGCUAGUGAAAUUACUACUGAAAAAGGUUCUUCCUAAUAUACCUUUUUGAUUUAGCCUCUCCGAUCGGACUCUGUAACAUAUGAAGAACAAACUUUUACGAAAAUAUGUGACAAUACCCAAAAUGAACGGUCAUAAAUACAAAUAUUAAAUGGCUUUAUAAAUUUUAAACUAGAUGUACUAGUAAAUAUUUUGUUGAAAAUUGUCCUAUUUUAAUAGAUUGAUUAAAAUCAUGAGGCAAUAAAAAUAGAUAACAAAUGAUAAUCACUUUUGACUUUAUUUCGACAAUUAUAAAAUCAUCAUUUAAUCGGCAAUCAAAUACUUGAAAUGAUUGUCCAGCGAAGUCAUGACACAUUCGUGAACAAUAAACAACAGCUCGCAAAGGACGCUCGGUGAAGUGGAAGGUGGUCAGAUAAGUACAGAAGAACUCAACUUACAAAUAUUGACUUGCCUGUUUGAUGGGUGCUUUCACUAAUAACAUAUAAUUGAAUAAUAGUAUGAGACAUCACACUCGUAUAAUUUUACCAUGCCUCGUUUUCAUUGUGAUAUUCGUGAUGCACCAUGUCACUGUUUUGGUACAAUAUGAAUAUAAAAGGGCAACAAAAUACCGAUGUCCGUAUAAUAUGUGUUCAAAGUCUACUCAGAUUAAAAAAUUACGAAAGAAUGAAGUAAAAGUUGCUGCCAAAUCAAACAGAUCGGUCAAAACACAUCCGAACGAACAUUUUCUAACGUUGUUCACGACCUUUGAUCCCAAAAUGGAGAAGUUCGUUGUUUAUAAUAACACUUUACAUAACUGGAAAUUGCUGAAACCCGAUGAUGUAAAACUGGUCUUCUUCUCUGAUGACGACAAACUACGGUCACAUGUUAAAAGUAUCGGAUGGGAUGUCACUUCAAGCAUACCACUUAAAGCAUGCAAUGGGACGCCCGUUUUGAAAGAAAUGUUUCUAAAAAUUAAAUCAAUGUUUAAAAGCAAAUUUUAUGCAUAUGCUAAUGCAGAUAUUUUAUUUGAUCGUGGAUUACUAAAUACUUUACAUUAUUUAUCAAAGUUUCAUAAAUUAUAUUAUCAUCCUUUAUUAAUUAGUGGGAAACGAAUGGACUUUCACAUUGACAGAUUAAAUACAGAGCGAAUUAGCGGAUAUGAAGAGAUCAAAAACCUUAUAAUACAAAGUUCAAUGUCGUAUGGUUUUGCAGAGGAUUAUUUCAUUGUAAAUAGUCAGUUUCCAUGGAAAAUAGUCAGUGACGUAGUGAUAGGGCGAUCAAUGGUGGAUAAUUACAUCGUUUAUAUGGCCAGAAAAAAUGGAAAUAUAAAUGUAAUCGAUUCAUCAGCAACAAUCGGUGCUCUACACCAAAAGACUGACCACAGAAUAAAAAUUAAAAUGGGCAAUUGUAACAGGAAAAUUAUUGGAUCCAAAUUUUCCCGCCAUAUGAUUUCUAGGGGAAAUAUUGAAUGUGCUCCAUGGGAAACAAGAAAUCUGAAUAACGAAAUUGCAUUCAUUAAACGUGGAAUGUUCACAACUGUAUGCUGAUAUUAUGUAGAUAUGUUCUCUUGUUUGUACUAUACAAGAACAUUCAAAAAGUUAUUGAGUACAGACUAAUUGAACUGACCACGGUAAUCUGCUGCUCCUCUGAGUUUUACGAUACUACUUAUUGGCAGCUAAUCUAAACAAAGUAAACUGUAAUUUUCUCAGGUGGUAGAAGAGAGCGCACUUUAUUACUUUUAAUAUUUAAGUAUAUAUAAUGAUGUGUCA